AUGGCUCCACAGCCGCCGCCUUUGCCCACGCGCUUCCCGUGCUGGGUUCGGGCCAUCUACUCGUGGGGCGGCGAGUCGAAACGCGAUCUCGGCUUCGUCGAAGGCGACCUGAUUGAGUGCUUGAAUGCCGGCGAUGGCUCGUGGUGGACGGGCCGCCUCUGGCGUGACCGGAGGGCCAUCGGCCUGUUUCCCUCCAAUUUUGUCGAGGUCUUGCCAGAGAACUUUCGCCCUGCGCCUCGCUCAACGAGUCCUAUGCCCAAUAAUCCCAGCACCAAGGCCACGACCGUCCAGAAGUCGCGUACCUUCCGCAAACCCUUCGAGGCCUAUGCGAAGGCGCCGCAUUACACGACAGCAAAGGUCCCCGAGACUUGGAAGGACGGUGCCGGUCCUCGCGCUAGCAACGCCUCGGCCACUUCUCUCGACAAUACCAAUGCUGCCAGCACGAGUCCCGCGAGAAGGACCCCCUCGCCAAUCCCGCCCCGGGACCCCUCGCCUUCGCCGCGCGCUCUCGUCCCACGCGAGACUUCGCCCAGGCGCACUCCCAUCCAUUCACGAGAGCCGUCGCCAGCCCGAGCUCCUAGUUUUGGCUCCCGAGGCCCGUCUCCCGCGCCGUCACCUGCGCCAUCGUACAUACCGUAUCGUCCGCCACAGCAGCGACAGCAUGCCUACCACCUCAGUCUCGACACGGUCGAUAACACCUUCAGACCUCCGGCUCGUGCAGAAACCUGGACGCCCAGUGCGCACCAAGAAGACUCGCCUCCCCCGCCGCGCCCCCCUCCACACCGGUCAGGCACUUUUAUCCGACAUGCCGUUCACUCGUCAUAUGACGAGGGGUACUAUGGGGGCCUGUCUCGCGAGCCGACGACGCUGUCCAGAGAGCCGUCGAAUGCAUCGUACGGGUACCGGCCACGCCAAGAUUCCACCGUUUCGUAUGAGCCGUCUGCUCCAGCGUCGGGUUAUCACACGCCGAGGGGGCCAUCGCCUUGCCCGCCGAGUCCGGGCAUUGCCAGGGACCGUCUGACGCCGUCGCCAAAUAUUGGCAGAGAGGGCAUGACGCCGUCACCGCUGAGAGAGGCUAUGGACGACGUCAUGUCACAGCUGGAUGCGUUGGGCGUGGGGAGAUCGUCAGCUCCUCCGGAACACCUGAGAUCACCAGCUCCUCCAGAGCACCUCAGAUCAUCCGCCCCUCCUGCAGAGCAGCAGUUGAACCCCUGGUCUCCCGAGUCCUUUGAUAUGUUGAAUUGGCGCUCCAGGACGAGGCAGGAGCCGCAGCUGCGUCCCAAGACGUCGAUGGGUAUCCCGCAUCACAUAGUUGAUGAGGGGUAUGAGACGUUUAGCGCGAGUAAUGCGUCGUCGCAGGCGGGUCAUCAGCAUCAUCAUCAUCAUCAACAACAACAACAUCAUCAUCAUCAUCAUCAUCAGCAGCAGCAGCAGCAGCAGCAACAACAGCAGCAGCAACCUGGAGGGUACCAGGAACAGCCUAUCUCGAGGUUGAGCAACUAUGUUGAGCGCAUGGAGUCUAGACUGAGGAAUAUGCAGCUGCAUAGCCCCGGCACUCAAGAUGACGUCGAGAAGGAUGAAGCAGACGACGAUCCGCCGCCUCCGCCUCCACCAAAGGGGCGUCAUCGUAUGUUCCAGAGGCCAAAGUCCACAAUAGAAAUGCCCGAGCCGUUAGAACAACCUUCAAAGUAUCAGAAUAGGAGGUCGGCAUAUGACAUCCCUCGACAGGCUCUGAACUUGAACCGGACGUUCACCACCAAAACCAACUCGACCAACAGCUCGUCGGCGACCCAGAGCACAGAGCGCAGUCUCAUGAGCGGCGUGUCAGCCGGCGCCAUCAGCGCCACCAGUGCAGGCAGCCUGGCAAGAAAGAACCGCAGUAGGGCUAUGAGCAUGCUUGCCGGGCGCGACCUGGAGGAAGACCGACCCGAGACGCCCUUCACAGGCAUCACCUACCACAGCAGCCACGCCUCGGAUCAUCCAUAUCAACAGCAACAGCAACAGCAACAACAACAACAACAACAACAACAACAACAUGGGCACCAGCGGUCCAAGUCGCAUAUAGGAUUCAGUGACGAUCCGAUGCCGGCCGUGGGCGGCCUGGUGCAGCCGAAGCCGAAGAAGCAGAACUUCAUCAAGCGCAUUCUCGAGUCGGCAAAGACCUCGGCCAAGACGGGCGUUGCGAGCACUAGGGGGAUAGCAAUGUCGUCGUCGACCAACUCCGCGCAUCAUGUGUCGACCAAGUCGGCACCUUCGAUACCGUCAUUUGCGUCGGGGUUGCGGUCCAGCAAGACGGGUCGUGAGCCGGGCAGGGAGACGCCGCAUAGUAGUGUCGACUGGGUGCAGGUUCGGCGUGAUAUCAACAGGUCGAACUCGCUCAGCCAGAAUGAGUUGUUAGAGAGGAAAGAGAGGUGUCAAAUGCUGGAUUAUCCGGCCAUUGAUCCCGUCGAUGAGCUGUACAGCAGUAUCGAGGGGGAUGAAGGGGCUGAUGGGAUGCCGGUAGCUGAGCCGAUUAAUUUUGCGGCGAUUAAUUUUACGCAAGUGGAUAAGAAUUCGAGGUUCUUGACCAACCUCCCGCCGACUAUUACCCCGAUUACGCUGGCCACGACAUACGUCUGUCGACCGUACCGCAGCGACGUGCAGCGGUUCAGAGCCAUCUUUACCUGGGUAUCUGAGAUGAUCAAGUGGGAGGAGGACUUUGACGGGCCCAUCGACACGCGCCGCGUCAUUCAGACCAAGCGGGCCUGCGCCGAGGAGUAUGCGACGCUCGUCAUGGAGAUGUGUGCCGCCGUCGGCCUGACCUGUGAAGUCGUCCGCGGCUAUCUAAAGCCGCCUGGCGAAAUCACUGACGUCAGCAUCAUGCCGCGCCCGAACCACUGGUGGAAUGCGGUCAUCUGUGACAACGAGUGGCGUAUCAUCGACUGCUGUCUGGCCAGCCCCUCUAACCCCAAGCGAGCCCUUUAUUCCAGCUGGAGCAGCUCCCAAGCCGACCCCUUCUGGUUCCUCACGCGCCCGUCCGAGAUAUGCUGGACACACAUCCCCGAGCAUCACGGUCAACAGCACAUGUGCCCGCCCGUCGCGCUCGAGACCUUGAUGAACCUUCCCUGCGCCUGCCCCCCUUACUUUAAGCACGGCCUGGAGCUUGUGGAUUAUAACACCGCGCUCACCCGCAUCGAAGACCUCGAGAUGGUCCACCUCAAGGUCAACGUCCCCCACGACGUGGAGCUCGUGGCCGAGGUAGAGGUCAAGGCCUACGCCCGCGACGCAGACGGCGAUCUGUAUGAGUCGGGAGAUGUGAUCAAGAAGCGGGCGCUUGCGCAGGCAGAAUGGGUAGGCGGCGUCAAGCGAUACGUCAUCAAGGCCUUGCUGCCGGGGGAUGAGGGGUCGGGUGUGCUGAAGGUAUAUGCCGGCCCGAGAGGUCUGAUGCACUCCGUCCGGGACUGUCCCCAUCCUUUGGCGUUUGCCGUGCCGAUUAUUCAUACUGGAGAGAAUCCCCCGUACGAAUUCGUCCUCCGCCAUCCGACGCCCCACGCCCAAAGGCAUGAUAUAUAUGUUGUCCAACCCCAAUGCCAGCGCCUAGCGCUCAAUAACACUUUCGUCUUCUCCAUCCGCCAACACCCCUCCUCUCCACCAGGCGUCGACAUCCCCCGUCCCGAAUCCCCCACCAAAUCCGGCCGCCGCUCCGCGAGUCCCUUGCCGUUUGUCCGCCCCGGGUCUGCGCUCUCCAUCACCUCCGCCAGCACGGCUGCCGCGUCGGGGGUUAGCAGCUCCUCCGCUUCGGGCAGUAAGCAGAAGCCGGCUAAGUUGGCAAUUCAGACGCCCGGAGGCAAGAUCUUGAGGCUGAUGAAGAAGGAAGGGGUCGUCAAGAGUAAGAAUGGGGAUGAGGAUACGGGGGAGGGGGGUAUUUGGGAGACGAUUAUCAAGUGUAGUGAGAGAGGCGUUUGGAGGGGGUUGGUGCUUGCGGAUCGAAGUGCGCGGUGGUGUGUGUUUGCGGAGUGGGUUUGUGAGGGUUGA
Thermochaetoides thermophila DSM 1495 is the source of this 4014-nucleotide messenger RNA. RefSeq lists its product as uncharacterized. The coding region runs from base 1 to 4014 and encodes 1337 amino acids. The transcript is spliced from 2 exons. The record is from RefSeq and is a predicted model, not a curated record. Lineage: Eukaryota; Fungi; Ascomycota; Sordariomycetes; Sordariales; Chaetomiaceae. Gene Ontology annotation, molecular function: protein binding.